Messenger RNA from Solanum tuberosum (potato), 741 nucleotides. Its product is annotated as putative ripening-related protein 1. The coding region runs from base 120 to 689 and encodes 189 amino acids. The record is from RefSeq and is a predicted model, not a curated record. Lineage: Eukaryota; Viridiplantae; Streptophyta; Magnoliopsida; Solanales; Solanaceae. The transcript has a single exon.
ACACUUCUCAUGCCUUGAACAGAAAAUUGGCAUUUUGUGUGACCAAAACACUAUAUAAACCAGUUUGAUCAUCUCAGUAUCUACACAACCAACAUUUCAAAAACAGAAUCACAAGAACCAUGAAGAACUCUAUCAUGGGAACAUCUCUUCUAGUUUUGCUGGUUUUUGCCACUCUUACUUACUGCUUAGAUGCAAGAUUACAGGGUUGCCAGCCGAGUGGAAAAAUCAGAGGCAUAAAGCCACCUCCAGGACAAUGUAACCCUGAAAAUGACUCGGAUUGCUGCAAACAAGGCAAGAUGUAUACUACUUACACAUGUUCACCUCCUGUGACCGGUAAUACCAAGGCUGUUUUAACUCUAAAUAGCUUCCAAAAGGGUGGAGAUGGUGGUGGACCUUCGGAAUGUGAUAAUCAAUACCACUCUGAUGAUACUCCAGUUGUUGCCCUUUCAACCGGAUGGUAUAGUGGAGGAGAUAGGUGCCUUAACUAUAUCACCAUAAGUGCUAACGGAAGAAGUGUGAAGGCAAAAGUUGUAGAUGAGUGUGACUCUACCAUGGGAUGUGAUGACGAGCACGAUUAUCAGCCUCCAUGCCCAAAUAACAUUGUUGAUGCCUCUAAAGCAGUGUGGAAAGCCUUGGGUAUACCAGAAGAUAAUUGGGGAGAUUAUGACAUUACAUGGUCUGAUGCUUAGUGCAUUAUAUAUAGUAAUUAUGUACCGUUCCAAUGUAAUGAUUAUGUGCUUA